ACUUUCUACAGAGUGUCUCAUGGAGCUUCCUUUGGUGCUGAUCAGCAGCUGCUGGAUCAACUCAAUGAAUCUCCUCAUUUCUAUCUAAAAGAAGCAGAUCUGCAUACAUGUCAGAUUAUUUUUGUGUUCUGUACCAUCAACACUCGCAUAUUGUCAGAUGUGGAGGCUGCAAUGGAACAAAUCACAGAAUCAGCUGGUGAUAAACCUGUGAUUCUUGUUGUGAUGCACCACACCAGAGACAUCAACUUUACAACAACACGGAAGAAAUGGAAAGAUAAAUAUAAACGGGUUCAGCUUGAUGUUGAAGUUCUCUUUCACAGGAGUGAAGGAGGCUUACUGAGAUGUGAGAAGAACAAACAAGCUGUUGAAGAUAUAAGAAGAAAUGUUCAACACAUAAGAAAU
Menidia menidia (Atlantic silverside) is the source of this 402-nucleotide messenger RNA. The record is from the annotation of a GenBank genome assembly. NCBI's taxonomy places the organism in Eukaryota, Metazoa, Chordata, Actinopteri, Atheriniformes, Atherinopsidae.